AUGGCACAGCUGCGGCAGCAGCAGAAGGAAAGAGAACUCUUCAGCCUGGUGAGGCCGGCGGCGGAGGGGCCGACCAGGAACUUCCAUUGCCUCUACUGUUCCAGAAGGUUUUGCACCUCCCAGGCGCUCGGGGGCCACCAGAAUGCUCACAAGAAGGAGCGCGCCGCCGCUCGAAAGGCUCCGAUCGCCGCAGGCGUCGAACGCCGGUGCAGCAGCGCUCCUGGGAGAACCACCGCCACCGCCCUCACGACGCCGGCUCUUUGGGUCGAGUCCCCUUCGCCGCCGUGCUACUGGUUCUACUACGGAACCUACUUCCCACGACCCGCUCCGCAGGUGAUGAUGCCCCUCUCCGCCGCCACCGGUGGCUCGCUCAUACCGUCCCCCUCCCCGCCCUCUCCUGGCCCUCUGCACGUCGACCUCGACCUCGAUCUCGACCUCGACCUCUCCCUCCAUUUGUAG
This is a messenger RNA of Spirodela intermedia, 459 nucleotides long. Lineage: Eukaryota; Viridiplantae; Streptophyta; Magnoliopsida; Alismatales; Araceae. The record is from the annotation of a GenBank genome assembly.